AUGGCGGCGAUAGACGAGUAUGACUUGCCUCCCCGGCCGACGAGCCAGCAAAAGGUUUCGCAUAGAGGAGCCAGCGGACUAUUCGACGAUACCGACGAGAGGAGUUAUCGCGACACUCACGAGAUGCAUCAAGUACAGAGCCCGCAAGGCGGGGCCCAUCAGAGUGCGAAGGAAGAAAGGGUUGCGCGGCGCGUAGCGAUGGGGAAGCCAGCGGAGUCGCGAUUCGGAGGUUUUGUUACGAGAGUUUUUACGAAGCAGAGCAGGAAGGAGGCUGGGGUCGAUGCUGAGGCGGAAGAGGGAAAAGAAGGGGAUGACGAGAGGAGUGAGACUGAGACACAGGGAAAGAGCAUCAUUGAGGAAGCUGUCAUCUAUCAGCAGAAGGAAGCCGCCGCCGCGGCCGCGGCAGCGGCAGCAGCGUCGGACAGUCUUUUCUUACGAGAGUGCGGUAUGGUCAGGGUGAAGAUGAAUGUGCCGGGUGGUUGUAUUAUUGUUCCGAGGAAUUUUGUCUAUCGCGAGGAUUUUACGUACAGGGAGGAUCGGGAUGCUGGGUGGAUAUAA
Messenger RNA from Bipolaris oryzae ATCC 44560, 558 nucleotides. RefSeq lists its product as uncharacterized. The coding region runs from base 1 to 558 and encodes 185 amino acids. The record is from RefSeq and is a predicted model, not a curated record. NCBI's taxonomy places the organism in Eukaryota, Fungi, Ascomycota, Dothideomycetes, Pleosporales, Pleosporaceae. The transcript has a single exon.